GGAGACUAGCGAAGAGGUGGAUCGCCGCAGUCAAGAAGAAGAAGAAAGUUCGAAAGCAAACAAACUGUCUGGCGAAUAAUAAUAAGAGUUAAUAAGCCAAGAGAAUACUUCAAAAAAUCCAUAAUCUAGUGAAAUAUACUCAUUGAAUGGAGAUAGCCUCAGUUAAUGAAUUGAAAGAAUUAUCAUCUAAAAUCUUGGAGUAAUCUUGCGUCAGUUGUCAGUUAUCGUUGGUGCAAAAAGUGAGGUUAGGAAAUGUAAAUUGUCAUCGAACUGCUAGGAUGAUUUCGUCGCUUAAAUGAGGAUUUUUAAUCGUGAAUUCAAGAUUGAAAAGCAUCAUUGAAAAAUUCAUUUCAUCAACGGAACGGACAACAUUCUGCAAUAAUUUUUUCUAAUUUGUGCAACUUUCUCGAGUGCAACAAUGAAAGAAUGGAAUUGCAACGAUUUUGUCGUGGACAAUUCUACGAAAGCAGCACACCCUGCGCAUCCUCCACGAAAUCUUAGUCCAAGGAACCUGCAAAACAGUGUACCAGGUAAACACGAGCCACAGCGAGACAAAACACUUUUCAAUCUGCUCAGCGAAGAUGAAGUUGCCAAAAGUGAGACCAACAGCGGCAAAGAAUUCUCCCAAGGAAUUCUACGUUACGAAAUUUCUACUGAUUUUGACAUUGACGACUGGCACUGCAAAGAAACUAUGGAAAAUUCUGCAAAAAUCGUAUAUGCUGUGCGCGACGACGAACAAAAUAAAAAUUCUAAAGGGAAUUUGCUAACGAACACCAACCCUCAAAUUCCACAAACCUCCAAUCCCAACGAACUUAAUCCCAUUAGAAUCAACUCGAUGCCAGAUGAGUGGAGACAAAUAUUGCAAGAAGGUUUAUUGAACGAAACGAGAAUAAAAUUGAGAAGAAAGUAUCCAUUGGGUGAAAACAGCGAUACAUUGGAGGCAAGAAGUUUGGCACCAGAUGUGAAAGCAGCUCUGCCUGAAAUAUCUGUUGAAAAAGAUCAAUACCAUUUCGAGAUGCAGGAUCAAUUGGGAACUGGAAUCAGUGCGAUUGUGUCUGCCUUGUCCAGUUUAAGAGAAAAUACAUCAACAAAAAAAUUAGACGAGGUUGUCGAAAGUUUAGUGGAUGCAGGGAAAAUAUUCACGAAUUUGCAUUAUCUGCAUACGACAAGCAGGAAAUCAUUGCUCAUAGGAGAAUUCAAUGGAACUGACCAAGUUUCCUCACAAGGAAAUCCAGGAGCAUCUAAACACGUUGCACGGAAUCAAAAAUCUCAACAUUCGCAAUUUCCUUCUCACAGAGGAUUGAGGUCACAAACUCGCGAUGAAAAUAUCGUUAAUGUCAAUAAUUAUGGAAACAAUACGAAAACAAAAGAUACACAGAAUAUUAAUUCCACCAAUGAAACCACCUCGCAGAGGGUCAAAAGACUCUUGUGCGGAAUCAGUGACGAGGAAUACAGAUCGUCGAAAAAACAGCGAGAGGAUCCGGAUAAUGGUCAAAACGGUUUCCCUGGGAUCGUGGAAAUCCUGAAACAGGCACGUGCCCUUCACGGUGUGCACGAGGAGCUUUUAUUGUCGUGGCCUUGCAACGCUUCUGCAGUGAAACACUAUCAAAAACCCAUUAAAUUAUGGUGGGAUUAUUGUCAACGAGAAUCGAUCAAUGUUUUCGACGUCUCUCUCUCCCCACUGAAAAGUUUUUUCCUCGAAAUAGCCCAAGAACCAAAGUCUUAUGAAACUCUCAACCUUUACAAAACGGCUAUACUGUUGUUAACUCCAGAAAAACUGGAAAAGGACCGUUUGUUUACGGAAUUCCUCAAAGGAAUAUCCAGUGAUUAUCGCAAGACGUAGCGUCAAUUUUCUUUUUUUUAUAUUCGCAAGAAAGAAACAGAAAUUCAACCUCCGCUUAUGAAUUGGAAAAUCAAAAUUGCUGUCGGUGCUUUUCAUUUUUUUUUCUUGUAAUAGUCAUUUUGAGUUCUGCUAUUUUCAUUUGCUUUUCGAAAGAAGUACGCAAAGUCAACAAAUACUCGUACGUUCUAAUUUGUACGUAAAAAAUUACCUUUGUUUACAAUGAAGAGGGUUCGAAGAUCAUUAUAAUAAUUUUCAUUUUGGGUAGUGCAAUUCAGAAUUGUUCGUAAUUUAAUCUUUCAAUGAGUUAGUUGAAACGUACAAAGCUUAUAAAAAAUGACAAAUAAUAUUUAGUUUGAGUAAGAAGAAAAUUGCGGUAGGCAAAAUCCUUGAUCAUUCCCGCGGCAUUGCAAAGUUCUUUUGUGACAAUCGAAAAUCGAAAACCUACAAAAUGUACAUAAACCGCAUAAAAAUGGCAAAUAAAAUUGGUUCAACGCAA
Messenger RNA from Venturia canescens, 2339 nucleotides. RefSeq lists its product as uncharacterized. The coding region runs from base 419 to 1843 and encodes 474 amino acids. Lineage: Eukaryota; Metazoa; Arthropoda; Insecta; Hymenoptera; Ichneumonidae. The transcript is spliced from 3 exons. The record is from RefSeq and is a predicted model, not a curated record.